GAUCCUUUCCAUCAACCAUUUCCAUCUCUUAUACUUUCUCGACUCUUGAAUAUGGAGUUCGAAUCGAGAUUGAUCCUUAACAAUAGUUCUAAUAUUGGUCAUGAAAUAAGCACAAGCAACUGCAAAACAGGUUCUACUCCAGCUGCUGAAUCAUCCUUUUACAAGUUUAAUGAUCAUCCUAUCUAUAGCAGCGGUGCUACUUUCGAUGAAUCAUUCAGGAAUCUUGAGCAGGAGGUUCCCAAGAGCGGCUCCGCCGAGCUAAGACUAUCUUGGCUUCGCUCUCAAGUCAUCGGUGCUUCUGUAGAAUUCGAUGCUCCCUCUGGAAAACGAAGACUCACUUACGCCGAUCACACUGCUUCCGGCCGCUCUCUUAAUUAUAUCGAAAGCUUUAUCACCAACAAUGUUCUUCCCUUUUAUGGAAAUACUCACACCGGGGAUAGCUACGUCGGUCGUCGGACUACAAAAAUGGUGCAUGAAGCAGGCAAAUACGUCAAGAAAUGCUUAGGGGGCGGAGAAGAUGAUGCACUCAUAUUUUGUGGCCAAGGCACCACUUCAGCAAUCAAAAGACUUCAAGAAGUGAUGGGGAUUACCGUACCAUCAAUUUUAAGGGAGAGGGUCAUAAGCACUCUCUCUACCCAGGAUAGAUGGGUGGUGUUUAUUGGUCCCUAUGAGCACCACUCGAAUAUCCUCUCGUGGCGGCAGAGCCUGGCUGAAGUAGUUGAGAUUGGUCUAAAUGAUGAAGGCUUACUGGACAUGGAGGCUCUUAUACAGAAACUUGAGUCAUUCAAACAAGCCAACCGCCCUAUUCUGGGUUCCUUCUCAGCUUGUAGUAAUGUCACCGGAGUUUCAUCGGACACAAGAGCAAUCGCUCGAGUUCUUCAUCGAUAUGGAGGAUUUGUUUGCUUUGAUUAUGCAGCAAGUGGACCAUAUGUGGAAAUUGAUAUGAAGUCAGGGGAGAUAGACGGGUACGACGGUGUUUAUCUUAGUCCACACAAGUUUAUCGGGGGACCUGGUACACCAGGCAUACUCUUAAUGAACAAGGCUCUAUAUCAGCUUAGAUCUUCUCCACCAUCCACUUGUGGAGGUGGAACUGUUGAUUAUGUCAACGGCUUUAGUGAAAAGGACACAUUAUAUGUGGAGGACAUUGAAGAAAGGGAAAAUGGGGGAACACCUCAAAUAAUACAAACAAUUCGAGCAGCAUUGGCGUUCUGGGUGAAGGACUACAUUGGUUAUGAGGUGAUAGAGAAAUACGAGCAGAUGUUUAUUAGAAGGGCACUACAAAGGCUCCUCCUAAACAGAAACAUAAGGAUCUUGGGUAAUACAAGCGUCGAGAGGCAAGCCAUUUUGUCUUUCCUUAUCUACACCAGAGGUAAUAGUCCUGUUUCAGAUGCAAGCAGUGGGUACAACAUGUGGGGAGACACUGAGAAUGAGGAACUGGGGAACACAAGAGAUAAGCCCCUCCAUGGCUCCUUCGUUACAGCCUUACUCAAUGACCUAUUUGGCAUCCAGGCUAGAGGCGGCUGCGCCUGCGCCGGGCCGUAUGGCCACGCUCUUCUCGGAAUCGAUGAGACUACCUCGCAUGCCUAUAGAUCUGCCAUCCAGGAGGGCUAUGUGGGAUUGAAACCAGGAUGGACUCGAGUCAGUUUUCCCUACUACAUGUCAAAUGAUGAAUUCGAAUUCAUCCUAGCUGCCUUGGAAUUUGUAGCGGCCUAUGGACAGAGAUUUCUUUCUUUGUAUAACUUCAAUUUCAAAAGAGGAAGCAGCUGGACUGUCAAGAAGAAGGCACUGCAAACCCUAGCUUCUGUUGGGAAGACGAACAACGGCCAUGCCAAGCUUAAUCGUGGGAUCAUUGAUUCAGAGAAGCAAGAAGGGCUGCUGAUCAGUAAAUUUGCCUCCUAUCUCGAAACGGCGACGAACAUUGCAAGUCUCUUGCCCAAGUUUCCUCCUAAGCGUAAGCUUGAAGAAGACGUACACAUCAACUGCUUGCAAUUCAGGAUCUAAGUAGACUUCAUAAAAUUUCGUUUACAUGCACGUAUACAUAUAUACAUUAUACACACUCAUAAAUCAACUGCCUGUUGAUUCUGUUUUAUGUAAAAGCUUUAAUUUCAUAUGCAUCUUCUAGAAUUUCUUAUCAACGCAAAUAAUUAUCCUGUUAUUGGGUUUCUUUUUUGACGCGUUUGCUUACAAAGCAUAUCUUAGCUAGAGUAUUUUGUUCUAUGCUUUUUGUUGAGAGCGGUAUUGGUCUAGUCCCCCGCUUUUCUUCAAUGUAAUAUCAGAAAAUAAUU
This is a messenger RNA of Argentina anserina (silverweed cinquefoil), 2285 nucleotides long. RefSeq lists its product as uncharacterized. The coding region runs from base 52 to 2001 and encodes 649 amino acids. The transcript is spliced from 4 exons. The record is from RefSeq and is a predicted model, not a curated record. Lineage: Eukaryota; Viridiplantae; Streptophyta; Magnoliopsida; Rosales; Rosaceae.